AAAGGAGGGGAUAUGGGGGGUGGAGAUUUCAUGCUGUGAAAUGAAAUAUGUGCUGUGACUUUUUUUUUUUUCUUUUUCAUUACGAAGCCUAAAGAAAAGCAGAGCAAUGGCAGAUUUUUUUCAAUCACAAAAAUACAGACAGAGUAUGGAUGACCAUCCAACUCUGACUUCUUCCAGUGGUCCUCUGGCUGAGGAGCUUCAUUGUUCAGUGUGUCUGGAUGUGUUCACUGAUCCAGUCAGCACUCCAUGUGGACACAACUUCUGUAAGAGCUGCCUGAACCAGUGCUGGGACAACAGUCAGGACUGCAAAUGUCCAUUGUGUAAAGAAACAUUCAGUAAAAGACCCGACCUCAAGAUCAACACAGCACUUAGACAGGUUGCGCAACUCUUUCAGAAAAAGUCCAGUCUGAGUAAAUCUGAAGUUCUCUGUGACAUCUGUGAUGAAAGAAAAAAGAAAGCCCUGAAGUCCUGUCUGCUGUGUCAGACCUCUUACUGUGAAACUCACCUGGAGUUUCAUCACAAAAUCUAUUUAAAGAAACACAAACUACUUGACCCUGUGAAGAAUAUGAAGGACUAUAUUUGUCAGAAACACGAGAGACCUCUGGAGCUGUUCUGUAGAGAUGAUCAGACGCGUUUGUGUGUGUUUUGCACUGAUGGAGACCACAAGACUCACAACACUGUUCCUCUAGAGGAGGAGAGUAAAGAGAAGAAGGCAAGACUAAUGAAGACACAGAAAGACAUGCAGCAGAUGAUCCUGGACAGAAUCAAGAAGAUUCAAGACAUUAAAUACUUUGCAGAACUCAGAAACCGAGUGAAAGCUGAGCUGCUGGAGAUGAUGGAGGAGAAGCAGAAAACAGCAGAGAAACAGGAUGAAGAGCUCAUUCAAGAGCUGCAGCAGGAAAUCACUGAGCUCAAGAUGAGAAACACUGAGCUGGAUCAUCUCUUACACACUGAGGAUCACCUCCAGCUCCUACAGAUUGAUCCAUCCCUGUGCAGUCCUCCACACACCAGGAACUGGCCUGAGAUCAGUAUGAACACUGAUGUGAGUGUGGAGACUCUGAGGAGAGCUCUGACUCAACUGCAGGAAACUUUAGACCAGAAACUCAGUCAAACUGUGUUGAGGAAGAUGCAGCAGUAUGCAGUGGAUGUGACUCUGGAUCCUGAUACAGCUCAUCCAAAACUCAUCCUGUCUAAUGAUGGGAAACAAGUGAGACAUGGAGACAUUAAGCAUGAGCUCCCAGAUUACCCAGAGCGGUUUAAUUACAGUGCCUCUGUCCUGGGAAAAGAGGGAUUCUUGUCAGGUAGAUUUUAUUUUGAAGUGCAGCUGAAGGGAAAGAGUCAGUGGGAUUUAGGAGUGGCCAGAGAAUCUAUUAACAGGAAGGGAAAGAUCAGAGUGAGUCCUCAGGAUGGGUUCUGGGCUGUGGCUCUGAGGAAUGGGAAUGAAUAUUGGGCUUGUGCUGAUCCCUGUGUUUAUCUCUCUCUGAGAGUGAAGCCACAGAAGGUGGGUGUGUUUGUGGAUUAUGAGGAGGGUCUGGUCACCUUCUAUGAUGUGGAGUCCAGAUCUCAAAUCUACUCUUUCACUGCUCAGUCUUUCACUAAUCGACUAUAUUCAUAUUUUUGCCCCUUUUCUGAUGAUACUGGUAAAGAUUCAGCACCAAUGAUCAUCUCACCUGUUAAUUACAAUGAAUGAAUUUAC
Molecule: messenger RNA, 1696 nt
Organism: Sinocyclocheilus rhinocerous
Lineage: Eukaryota; Metazoa; Chordata; Actinopteri; Cypriniformes; Cyprinidae
Product: E3 ubiquitin-protein ligase TRIM39-like
Exons: 8
Coding region: 107-1690 (527 amino acids)
Molecular function (GO): protein binding; zinc ion binding
Source: RefSeq, a predicted model, not a curated record